AUGGACUGGCCCGAGCAGCUCAAGUCUGUUGUCCAUCAGCCCCAAGGAGUAUUUUCCGUGGUCGUACCACUUGCAGAACGGCAGAAACGCCCAGCACAGGGUCGCGAACCCGAGAAACUGCAUCACGAUCGUCCAGUACGGGCUCAGCAUCACCGAGGACGAGAUGUUGCUCCAGUCGAGCGAGAUGUUCAGAAACCCAAGGCCGCCGAGACCGGAGCCCCAGAAAUUGAGCACCGCGUUGUGAGGAGCCAUGAAGCACAAUAUGGAGACCGACGACGUCAACGGGAAGAUGAGCUCGGGGAAAAACUGCCAUACAAACAGCGAAGCAAGACCGACCGUGAACACGCGCAUCUGCGAGCUCGACCGGCUGCCAGCAUGUUCCUGGGCCUUGAACAGCGAGGUCUGCAUCAACGCCUUGGGCCACACAAACUGUGGCUCGUAAAGCACAAAGUUCCUCGCAAUGGCUCCAAAAGAGUAGCCGGUCCAGACAAUGCUGUACAUGAAGACGAGUGCCACGACGGGAUGCACUUUUCGAUCGUAGUAGAUUUCCGACAGCGACAGGCCGGCAGUUCCCUGGUUGCCGGUGGCGCCCGAGGCCGCGGUCAGCGUGACCAGAACGGCCUCUUUGAUGGACCAGGGGCCGGGAUUGAGACUGAACCGGAAGCCAAGCAGGUUGACAGUUUUCCGGGGCAAAAUUCUCGCCAGCCACCUGCCGGCCGGGUCAGAUAA
Messenger RNA from Ogataea angusta, 729 nucleotides. RefSeq lists its product as uncharacterized. The record is from RefSeq and is a predicted model, not a curated record. Lineage: Eukaryota; Fungi; Ascomycota; Pichiomycetes; Pichiales; Pichiaceae. The transcript is spliced from 2 exons. The coding region runs from base 1 to 729 and encodes 242 amino acids.